Molecule: messenger RNA, 636 nt
Organism: Fusarium musae
Lineage: Eukaryota; Fungi; Ascomycota; Sordariomycetes; Hypocreales; Nectriaceae
Exons: 3
Coding region: 1-636 (211 amino acids)
Source: RefSeq, a predicted model, not a curated record
AUGAAGAGUGUGUGUGAUUCCAGGCUUGGGGCAGCUCGUCUCGAUCUUUGGGGUGGCAGGUCAGUCAUUUGGGAUACACCGAGUCCUCCUCCAGCAGCUAAGAUGCAAUUCUUCACCGCGAGUGGUAAAUCGAUGUUAUGCAAUGUGCGUCUACGCACACUGGACUUGCGCAGCACCAGGGGCCUCACCUUCUUCUACAUUAGGUCUUCUCUACGGGCUAUUCAUUCUCACACGUCUCGCUUCCCCACUGCGUUGACGACAUACGCUCGUUUGUCUGAACUCGAUCGAAGGGAUGUGGUUUGGGUACAUGUCCCCAUCGCACCCAAUGAUCGGAUUAUCGGAUUAGGUAUACGGACAAGUGGCAUGGAAGAUGAUUUCACUUCACCUUCUGUUCUGAGGAAUGCUAUUUGGGUACGAGGAUGGGGCCCAGAGGUUGAAUGCUCCAGCGGCACAGACGAGCAUCAUCACAACGACAGUGGUGAGCAUAUGGUCUGCGUACCCAUCAAAGAAUACCUCGAUUGCCACUGGGAUGACCGAUGGACUCGACUGGAGAUACAGGAGCAUGCCCCUGAAGCGGUUGCGGCAAUAAUGCAAGUGGAUAUGAACGGCAGAAAUCCCCUCGAAUUCACGGUAUAA